AUGAAGGCAAUGAAGCCUUCCUACAGAGUCGCAAAAUUUACUCACAUAUUCCGAGAGACGAACAUUGUAUCGGCGUCGGCUUCCCAGGAAACCAAUGCCCGUUCGUCCCUUACACCAUCGCCAGUUCAGCAUGCAACCUCACUCUCGAAAACGUCCGCAAAUACCACGAUGACAAGUAACAGUCCUGCAUUGUCCACAUCUUCAAGGAAAAUGCCAAAAUCCGAGGAAUUUCAACCGGUUGUUCGCUCCAUUCGCUCUAAGGCAUCGAGCUCUUCGCCUCCCAAGAUCGUGGAACGGAACAAGUAUGGUCAGCGUGUCGACCGCUUUGAUAUCAAGACAAUCUCAAAGGAUGAUUUGGCCCGUAUGAAGAAGCUGAAGCUUUGCAACUAUUUCUACCUAAAGGGUGAAUGUCCCAUCGAGGAUUGCCGUCAUGAUCACUCACGCAAAUUAACCAAAAGCGAGUACCAUACCCUGAUGGUCGUUGCACGCAUGACGCCUUGUCGCUACAAAUUCGAGUGCGAUGAUCCUGACUGUAUGUACGGUCAUCGUUGCCCUCAUAGCGAGCCCGGCAAAAGGGAGUGUGUCUGGGGCUCGACUUGCCGAUUCGAUGCCGCCGCCCAUGGAGUAGAUACGAUAAUUGUCAAGGUCACUAAAAUAUGA
This is a messenger RNA of Aspergillus fumigatus Af293, 660 nucleotides long. Its product is annotated as CCCH zinc finger protein. Gene Ontology annotation, molecular function: metal ion binding. The record is from RefSeq and is a predicted model, not a curated record. Lineage: Eukaryota; Fungi; Ascomycota; Eurotiomycetes; Eurotiales; Aspergillaceae.